Adineta ricciae is the source of this 1023-nucleotide messenger RNA. Lineage: Eukaryota; Metazoa; Rotifera; Eurotatoria; Adinetida; Adinetidae. The record is from the annotation of a GenBank genome assembly.
AUGUUAUUGUACCGACGUUCGUUUGUUUUACAUUCCCAGUUUUUCUCCCACCGAGUUACAUCUGUGUUAACUCAGCGAUGGAAUUCAUCAUCAACUGAAUUAUUGAGAGUUCUCCAAGAACAAUCUCAGAACUUUGAAAAGAAACCGACAUCAACAAUUGCAUUUGAAACUUUCGUUCAGACACCUGCUGAAUUCGUUGCUAAUAGUCUUGUAUAUAUUCACGAUGGUUUAGCAUUACCAUGGUGGGCAACCAUUGCCUUGUCGACAGUUGCUUUUCGUGCUGUUGUUGGUGCUGCAGUGACUAUAACUCAACAACGUUUUAUCGACCGUUUGCAAACUGUUCAACGUAGCGUGGUGAACGAAUUAGAGCCACAAAUGCGAAUGUUGAGUAUACAAGCAAUGCAAGGAAAGACAGCGACGAUCAUUGAAGAAAAGAAGCAGUUGAAACGAGAGGCACUUCAAUUGACGAAACGCGGUUAUGCGAAACAUAAUAUACAUCCAGGUAAAUUAUUGGUUCUCGCAUUAUUUGGUUCCGUUCCGUGGAUUUACUUUACAUUCGGUAUUCGAAUGAUUUGCAUGUCGCCUAACACACUACCAACAAUGUCUCAGGAGGGUAUCUUAUGGUUUCAAAAUCUGGCGGAGGCAGAUCCUUAUGGCCUUUUAUCACUUGGUUUUCUGAUACCCAGUUUGCUAAACAUCACUUUUAACUCCAUACAAAAACCGGGUUCGGCUAAUCAACGACUUGUCUCAGCUGGCCGAAUCCAGCGUGGAGCAACUCGCUUAAUCGUGAUUGGUUUCAGUCUGAUCGCUGUUAAAUUACCAGCGGGAAUCGUACUCUUCUGGACGCUGAAUAGUUCGUUACAACUCGCGCAAACCAUGCUCUUGGAAUUGCCGCGCAUACGACAAAUGUUGCAUCUUACACCAUCUCGUUUUGGACCGCAACCUAUUCGAACACGAUGGAAUUUAUGGAAAGAUAAAUGGUCUCUUUUUUUUCGAACAUUGAAAUGGUACUCAAAGUUGUAA